AUGGACUAUGAAUCAUGCUUUGAAAGAAUCUGGAGGGCAGGAUUACUAAGAAAAGCUGCAGCAAAUGGCAUUAAUGGAAGACUCUGGAUGUACUUGAGAAGCUACCUGAAUGACAGACAUUAUUACAUCAAAGUAAACAAUAUGAAAUCAGAAACAAUGACAUCUACUGUUGGAAUUCCUCAAGGAUCUGUACUAAGCCCUACACUGUGUAACCUGUAUACCAGUGAUUCCAUGGAAGCUGUUACAGGUAGGCAUACAGAAUAUGCUGAUGAUGCAGGUCUCUGGAACAGUGACCAUAGUGUUGAAACAGCAGUACUCAAAACUAACCUAGACUUAGAAAAAAUAACAAGAUGGUGUGAUCAGUGGAAUAUGAGAAUUGCUCCAGAAAAGACUGAAGUCCUUGUUUUUGGAAAGAAUAGAGAUAACCUUGAUCAGACAAAUACACACAUUUUCCUGAAAAACAAAGAAAUCACUGUUAGUAAAAGUAAAAAGGUUUUAGGGAUAAUCAUUGAUGAUAACCUUAAAUUUGAGCAACAUAUCAAGGAGAAAACAGCUGCUGGUUUUGGCGCUUUAAAAAGUAUAGACAUGUUUGUAACGCAAAACUCUGGAUGUACUCAGUCUACCUAUAUGAAACUAUAUAAAUCCCUUGUCCAGCCAGUUUUUACCUAUAGGGUGGCAGUGAUUCCUACAGCUUCAAGUGACUACAAUAAAUGCUUCGGAUCAAUUCCGAGAAGUGCCAUGGUAAAGGCGUCAGGUUGCCUGUCUAGUACAAGUACAGAGGCACUAGAGAUCCUCAUAAACUGUAUACCAUUGGACCUGCAGAUAAAAUUGAUACAGGCACAAGAGGUCAUCAGAAUUGCAGAAAAGAGAGAGACAGACCCUUUAAAGGAGGAAUUUAACAAUUGGCUAUCUGACACUAAUAGUUACAAAGGGAAACCAACUACCUUCCAACUGCUCAUGACAAUAUUUAAUGAACUGAGGGGCACUUUGAAGCUUGAAAAUAUAGAAAGAGAAUUUGAAUAUAGCAGAGAACAUUAUGGUUUGUCAAGAAGAAGGGAACAUGUGCAUACAGAUAAUUUCAAAGUAGACAAAGAUAUGCAAGUAGACAAUAUCAGAGAGAUAAUAGAUUCUUGUGAUGACAACACGGUUUUAGCAUUUACAGAUGGUUCAGCACUUGGCAACCCAGGUCCCACUGGAGCGGGCGCUGCAGUUUACUUGGAAGGCUACUCUUCUAUACCCAUCCUGCUCAACAGGGGAGUAAGCAAAAAUAGUAACAACUACUCAGGGGAAAUAGUGGGAAUAGAGAUAGCACUGGAAUUUCUGGCUGAUAUAAAUACAAUCACUGGUAGAAAGAUCCAUAUAUUUACAGACUGCCAAGCUGCAAUCAUGUCUGCUUUUUGCAAGGAAAUCCCCACCAACAAAAUUGAGGCCAUCUCAAACAUCAAGAAAUAUUUAGCUGCAAUUGAAGAGAGACAAAAUCAUACAGAGGUUCACUGGAUUCCUGGACACAAAAAUUUGACUGGAAAUGAGCUGGCUGACAAACAAGCAAAAUUGGCUGCAACAGAAAUGAGCAUGGCAGAAACAGAAGAGAAAGGGAUGUUAGAUGCUAGAGAAGCUGUGACUGCUAUGAAAAGUAAGGCUGUUAAAAAAUGGAACAACAAAUACUUAUUAUCAGAUAAAACAGAUACCAUACAAGAAAUUUUCAGCAGGGCAGGAUCAAGGAACUGUACAGGAGAAGAAGACAGAAAGAAAAAACUUUUCAAUAUUAAACCAACUGCUGUGUGGUCACAGUAAAUUAAGAAAUCAUUGGUCUAAAAUUGAUAAGGACUUAUCCAAGUAUUGUGAACAAUGCCAAAUUCCAGAAACAGUUGAUCACUACAUUUUCAAAUGUUUAAGAUUCUCUUCACAAAGAGAUACACUUGAAAGGACAGUUGAGGACAUACUAUACAGGAAUAGCAUAGACUGCAGCACCAUUUCCAUGUCUACACUGGCAGGAGAAAUAGAGGAUGUGACAGUCACUGCAAAAGAAGAACUUGUCAAAGCUUUUGCAGCAUUUAUAGAAUCAUCAGGCAGAUUUUAUUAAAUGACAUUGAAACAACUUCCCUCAAAUUUAAUACAAUAUUUUCAUAUUAAUAAAGUAGCAAAAGUGAAAAAGCACAUUGUGUAAGCAACCUGUGAUGACAACGAUAAUGCACAUAGUGGUCAACGCUACAACAAAAGCGGAAACGAUCUACACACACACAAACUGUAUAUUUAUACUUUUAAUGAAUUUUUCUCAAUUAUGAAUGGAUAAUUUGGAUAAAACACAACCACUAAACUCGAAAAUGGUCGUCCAUAUGCACUGGAAACAGAUUAUUGUGAUAUAAAGGACUGUCUUUUUUUCAACUUCGUGAUGCAAUUCGGAUAGGUACCCAAUGUCGGAUUCCCUGAGAAUGCCUCAUUACCACAGAGUUAUUGCGUUGAACAGUCGUCCUUGAUCAUUAGUCGAUGGAUAGUGGGUCACAAGAAAUGGAUAUAAACGACUGAAUCUGGUAAAAUAACCAGGUGACCAACAUGACCAAGUGACUGCCAAGCUUUGAAAAUGCCUCUUUUGUAAAUGCAGCAAUUGACGUUCAAGUAACAGGAUAACACCUGACUGCCGUAUGUCUUAGUUCAAAGAAGCAGAAGAAUGGUUUAAUUUGUAAAUGCUAAUGAUGUAAAAACUACACUCAAGAGACAGACCUGGUGACAGUAUUGCAGGUUCAGGAAGUUGUUCAUACAGUUCAAUAUAAACCUCUUGAGGGAAUCAGUUGAGGAGACUAACCGUCCAGUGUGUUGGUUUAUAACAUGUUUAAACACAGAUAAUAAUGAGAUAUUGGUACACUCAGAAUCAACGUGGAAACUGUUGGUGAGAUGUGUACAUCAUUCAGCUUUGGAAUCCUGGAACUCAUGAAGUGCAAUGUUCAAAUAGCACUCAGUUCAAUGUUUGAAGAACGUUCAAUGGUAUUUCUGUUUUGCUUGAACAGAACAGUACCGACUCCCAUUACAGUUGUAGAAUUAAGUGACGUGGAAGGCACUGUAGCUCAGCCUAAUUAUUAAUUGUACAAGAAUGUAGCCUGUACAUAUACAUGUUGUAUCAAGAGGAAGUGAAAUUAUUUAUAUGCAUGUCCAGAAGUGACUAGCUGUGUACAUGGAUGUCUUUGUAGAAAACUCAUUAUUGUUAAGUUUUAAACCUUUGCUUUAGUUGCUAUAAAAUUUUAUUGUAAAACUGAUGAAAUAAUCAGCAUCUUUUAAUAUUCUUAAGGAUCACUUAUUCAUAUGAUGGAUUAUUUCUAUUGCAAUGUACUGCUAACUCACAUUGUUGUCACUGUUAUGAUAUGUCACUUAAGGUAUUUCUGCACGUUUGAAAAACCGGAAGUGAUUGCAUAACGUCACUUAUCUGGAAAACGUAGAAUAAUGCCCUGAUUCGGCGUACGGAAACAAAAAUCAGUUUAUGAAUUAAGGACAACCUGUGAAUAAAUAUAUUAAAAUGGCACUGUUACUAUCUUUCUAAAGUUAAAAUAUGAUAUUAAAACAUCUUACACGUUAAAUAAUCUAAAAUAAUGUCUUAAAAUUAGCUUGAAAUAGGCAGUUCACUUUAAUCAUAGCCAAAUAUCUCAAAAAUAAGCACAUGGACCUAUACAUUAUUAUUUCGUCGUAUUAUAGGCCAUAUGUCUGUUUAUGACUCUGAGAAGUUUCAUUAAAAUCUACAUUGCAGAAAUAUUUCUAUUUGCGAAAAUGUUUUGAAAAUUGCGUUUUUCCCAUAGACUCCCAUUAUGAAAACUUGCGUUAGGUCGAAAUUUUUCAAAUCAGUCUAGCAAAAAAUCAAGCACACAACCCUAUCUUUCUUAUUUUCUGAAUUUUCUUAGAAUAUUCCGAAAUUUUGAAAAAUCAGAGUUUAAUCAAAUUCUACAUUGUAGAAAAAAUUUCCGGUCCUGAAGUGCAGAACUACCUUAACAGAAUGCGAUGCCAUGUAUUUAUGAUUUACUUCACAUUUUUGUAUUUCAUCAAUAAAACAUUAUUAUCAUUAUAAAUUUAUAAUAUAUAAAUUGAGAGGAAUAAAUAUGUUAGGAAACAGUAAAGAUUUUGCUUACUAAUUGUAAUACAUAGAUUUUCCCUGUUUUCCUUGUAUAUAGGUACCAGUAAUUGUA
Molecule: messenger RNA, 4169 nt
Organism: Mercenaria mercenaria
Lineage: Eukaryota; Metazoa; Mollusca; Bivalvia; Venerida; Veneridae
Exons: 5
Coding region: 1-1794 (597 amino acids)
Molecular function (GO): nucleic acid binding; RNA-DNA hybrid ribonuclease activity
Source: RefSeq, a predicted model, not a curated record